This is a messenger RNA of Thamnophis sirtalis, 1907 nucleotides long. The record is from RefSeq and is a predicted model, not a curated record. Lineage: Eukaryota; Metazoa; Chordata; Lepidosauria; Squamata; Natricidae.
CUGUAAACCGCUUAGAGAGGGCUGUAAAAGCACUAUGAAGCGGUAUAUAAGUCGAACUGCUAAUUGCAAAUUGCGAAUUGUGAAUCUCCUCUGUUCUUGUUUUUGCAGCUCAAUGGGUAGAAAGCAAUGGAUCCCUUCACCUGCUUACUAACCGCACUGCUGUUGGUGGGGAUGCAGAGCUGCCCGGAGGUCUGCCGUUGUGUAGCGAAGCAGAAAUAUGAGCGCUACGUUGCAGACUGCUCUUAUCAAGAUCUCCAGAUGGUUCCUCAGAACUUCUCCUCCAACACCACCACCCUCACCCUGUCGGUCAACCACAUUACCACGCUGGGCGAAGGAUCCUUCGCCAACAUGGCCAAGCUGCAAGGAUUGUGGUUCUCCUACAAUGAGAUCGGGGCCAUCGCUGUGGGUACCUUCGCUUUCUUGGUACACCUCCGAGCUCUUGACCUCAGCCACAACCAGAUCACGAAUUUCCCCUGGGGAGACCUAUCCAACCUCACAUCUCUGCAGCUGCUGAAGCUCAGCAACAACCAUCUGGAGAAGAUCCCUCCGGAAGCCUUCCGGUCCCUUAAGGAUCUCCGAUCCCUCUGGCUGAGUGACAAUCGGCUGGCUUCUCUCUCGGACGGGACCUUCAGCCCCAUGCCUAAGUUAGCUCAGCUCCAAAUCAACAACAACCCCUUUGACUGCACCUGCAAAAUUUGGUGGUUGGAUGGAUGGCUGCAGAGCACAUUGGUUUCCAUUCCAGAGAAGAAGUCCAUCACGUGUGCCACUCCGGAAAAGCAGAAAGGUCUUGUUCUUGGGAGAUCCUUGAAGCUAGACUGCUCCCUUCCAUCGGUGCAGCUGGUCUAUCAUUCCAGCUUGGGGGACAGUAAGUUGAAGGAUGGGCUCACCCUUCAGUUGCACUGCAACGCCGUGGGUAAACCCCCGCCGAAGAUCAGGUGGAAAAUCCAGACCGUUGAUGAACACGUGGCCAUCGACGGGCCCAACGUUGAAAGAGAAGAGGAUCUAGACUCGGCAGGUUCCUCGCAGAGCAGAGGGCGCUUCCUGGUCUUCAAAAACGGAUCGAUGGCGGUCACCAAAUUCAGCAAGGCCAGCGAAGGCAUUUAUACCUGCCAGGCCUAUAACGACGUUGGCUCUCGCGAGGCCUUCGUCCACGUAGCUUUGGCUGGCUCGGAGAAGCCCACCACUUUCCUCAAGAACCAUCUCCAAGCCAGCAAGAACCCCAACAAAACGUGCGACAUCAAAGAUGCUCUGACGCUUGGAGAAAAUGUGAACUUUGUCUAUUUGACUCCUACCAUGCCCAAGACGGUUUGCAAUGGAGGAGCUCGGAACCAGUUGGGUUUCCGGAGUCUAUUCCUGUUCUGCUUGCUUGCCCGUUACAGCUAAAGACGUUCACACAACCUCGGAAUCAGGUAGAAAAAUCCGAUUUCCUUCUGUAGGACGACCCACGGCAGCUCUUAGUUUAGGUUAAAAAGUUUCACACUUCGGUUCUAGACGAAGAAUCUUGGUUUGAACUGGGGCAGGAUCCCCCCCAUAUUCUCGAGUAAGAAAAGAAACAAUUAGACAGGCGGACAAUGAGAAGAAGAAGGAAAAAACCCCAAAAUACCGAUAGGCAAUCCUUUGAUUAGAUGAACAGAGGCAAUCCAAAACAUCGCAAGGAUUCGAAAGUCCAAAACUUUCUCAGGACCUAGGGAAAAAAAAAAAAAAGAGAGGGGAAAAAAAAAGGUGACCUCUUGAGGAUGCUUAUCUUGACUUGGUUGAAAUGGUGGAGAACUUACAGAGAUGUAAGGUCAACCUUGUCAGGUACAGAGUAGGAUAGGAAAGUAGAUCUUAGAGAUUUCGGCCUACGAUUCUCAGUUCUGACCGUGGCACGACAAAACCGCGCUCGACUAAAGCGUGCCCGAUUAAAC